Messenger RNA from Helobdella robusta, 2182 nucleotides. RefSeq lists its product as hypothetical. Gene Ontology annotation, cellular component: THO complex part of transcription export complex. Lineage: Eukaryota; Metazoa; Annelida; Clitellata; Rhynchobdellida; Glossiphoniidae. The record is from RefSeq and is a predicted model, not a curated record. Bases 83 to 1051 code for a protein of 322 amino acids. Gene Ontology annotation, biological process: mRNA export from nucleus. Gene Ontology annotation, molecular function: protein binding. The transcript has 5 exons.
UAUUGUCAGAGAUUUGUACUAAUUUAAGAAUUUUGACAUUUUCUACAAUAAUAAUUUUUAAAGUUUGGCAAAUCUGUUCAUUAUGCGUACGCCAUAUUUCAUAGAGCAGCAGAAAUACUUCCAGGCGAAUAACAAAGUCAAAGAAUUCGCCGUCCAUUCCUCGAAAGUUCACACUGUGGAUUGGAAUUCCGACGGAAAGAGAUUGGCGUCCGGAUCGUUCGACAAAAGUGUCGUCACAUUCACACUGGAUCGGGAUAGAUUGACAAAAGACCACACAUUUAGAGGACACACUGACAGUGUAGAUCAGCUUUGCUGGCACCCAUUCAAUCCCGACAUCCUUGCCACUGCGUCUGGGGACAAGACAGUUCGGCUGUGGGAUGCCAGAGGAAGAAAAUCUGUUGCUACUGUCAAUACCAAGGGUGAAAACAUAAACAUAUGCUGGUCCCCGGACGGCCAAACGAUAGCAGUCGGUAACAAAGAAGAUUUAGUAACAUUCAUCGACGUGAAGAGUCACAAAUGCAAAUUAGAGGAACAGUUCAAGUUUGAAGUCAAUGAAAUCUCGUGGAACAAUCAGGGAAAUUUAUUUUUUAUCACAAGUGGCCAGGGCAGUGUACAUAUUUGGAGUUACCCCGAACUGAAAUCCCUGCACGCCAUACAAGCCCACCCGGCCAAUUGCAUCUGCAUAGAGUUCGACCCCACCAGUAGAUACUUCGCCGUAGGGGGUGCCGAUGCUCUCGUCAGCUUGUGGGAUGUCGAUGAACUGGUCUGUGUCAGGACUUUUACGAGACUUGAUUGGCCAGUUAGAACACUAAGCUUCAGCCACAACGGACAGCUACUGGCCAGUGCAUCGGAGGACCUCGUGAUUGACAUAGCAGAGGUGGAGACUGGGGAAAAAGUUGCAGACGUGCCCUGCGACAGCCCUACUUUCACCGUGGCAUGGAAUCCGAAGAAGUUACUUCUCGCCUUCGCUUGUGACGAUAAGGAUAAGUUUGAAAGGGAUCGAGAUGCUGGGACUAUUAAACUUUUUGGUUUGCCCGAUAAUAGGGACUGAUGGAUGUUAGGCAGAGAUUGAUGAAUGGAUCCGUGUGUGUGUGUGUGUGGGUUUGUUUGUAUGCGUACAUUCGUGUAUGUGUUUGGUUGUAGAGAGAGAAUGAGAAGAUAGAGUGAGAAAUAGAGGGAGAAAUUGUUAUAAAUAAUUAUGGACGUGUUGGAAUAAUUUCAUUUUCAUGAUAGUAUGAUGUUCCUGUUACAUUUAUAUGAUCUUUCAUUUCAUCCACUAAACAUUUGGUUCUACUGUAUGUAAUUAUAAGUCAAUCAACUCAAGCCUGAUAGACAGUUGAAUGGCUGUAUUGUAAAUUGCGUUGUUUUAAUUUCUGUUCAAUUUAAAAGACUGUUGCAAAUAAUAUUGUGGUAUACUCGUGCAUUGUUGUUUGAUGACACGUACACACACACACACACACACACAUUUAUAUAUAUUGGAAUGAAAAUUUCAAAUAGAAUAUUGUAGCACAUGUAAAAAAGUUAAAUAUUAAGAAUUCGUUUUUUUCAAAAUUUCAUUUGAAGGUAACAAAUUUUUUAAAAAAUUGCAGCCCAUCAAAUGAUGAAACAAAAAGCCACUAUUUAAAAUUAAGAUCCAAAUCUAAAUUAUAAUAAUUGUCUAUAUAUUAUUUAUUAUUUACACAUCACUGCGAUUUAUUUAAUUUUUACUUCAUAAAACUUUAAAAAAACUUUUAAUAUCGUUAUCUUCAGCUUUUUUUGACCUUUUAACCUUUCUGUGGACGGGGUCAAGAGCGUCGGAGUUAUUUAAACAGCCGACACGUGUCGUUUUUGGGGACUUUUUAUUCUUCCUUUGUUCUUUUUUCUUUAUACUAAGAGGUGGUAAAUGACUUUUGGACGAGUUUUGGCUAGUUUUUUUGUUAUUGCAAAGCGUAUUAUUAAUACUAUUAUUAUUAUUAUCAUGGCCCCCAGAUGUUUUAAUGUAGCUCAGUGUCAAGCAUUCGUCGACAUGCAAGUUUAUAAGGUUCCAAUCGGCACCUUUGGUCACCAUCUUCUGGCAUAUUGGGCACUUUAUUUUAGAAUUUUCUUCACCGUCGUCGUUUCCGACAUUGUUAUCACCAUUAUUGUCAUCAUUAGCUUCUAGAUGAUAAUCCAUAUUGACAUCAUUAAAACUGCUUUCAUCAUU